Messenger RNA from Prunus armeniaca (apricot), 2457 nucleotides. NCBI's taxonomy places the organism in Eukaryota, Viridiplantae, Streptophyta, Magnoliopsida, Rosales, Rosaceae. The record is from the annotation of a GenBank genome assembly.
AUGGACCUUGUUGGUCCUAUUCAAACCGUGUCCCUUGGUGGAAAGAAAUAUAUUCUUGUCAUGGUUGAUGAUUUCUCUAGGUUUACUUGGGUCUCAUUUCUACGUGAGAAAUCUGAAACUUUUCAAAGGUUUAAGUCUGUUUGUCAUCUUUUGCAAAAAGAGAAGAUGACCAGUCAUCUGCCUCUUGUUAGAAUUAGAACAGACCAUGGCUCUGAAUUCGAGAAUUCUCAGUUUCUGAAAUUUUGCGAAGAGAUGGGAAUUAAACAUGAGUUCUCUGCACCUAUUACACCUCAGCAAAAUGGUGUUGUGGAGAGAAAGAAUAGAGUGCUUGUAGAGAUGGCAAGGGUGAUGCUAAAUAGCAAAAAUCUUGCUAAACACUUUUGGGCUAAAGCUGUCAAUACAGCUUGUUACAUCUCAAACAGGGUAUUUGUGAGGUCUAGUACCAAACAAACUCCCUAUGAGAUUUGGAAAGGAAAGAAGCCUAAUGUGUCAUAUUUUAAGGUCUUUGGUAGCACAUGCUAUAUUUUGAGAGAUAGGGAGCAUCUUGCUAAGUUUGAUUCUAAGUGUGAUAAGGGAAUCUUUCUAGGGUAUUCCACUUCUAGCCGAGCCUAUAGAGUGUACAAUUGUAGGUCCAGAACCAUCAUUGAAUCCAUAAAUGUCACUAUUGAUGAUUUUGCUGCCUCUAUAGAGAUGGCAUUAGAUGAGGAUGGUCUUUUUCCUCCUCCUCCACUUGUGCAAGAAUCUCCAGGUCUGGAUCUUGUGGUUGACCUGUCAACUUUUGAAAAUUCUGUCCCGGUUGACCUGUCAACCCCUUCAACUUCUAGUUCCAUCUCCUCUGUCCAGGCCAACAGCUCUCAUACUGAUCAUAGUUCUCUCAUUCCAUCUGCGAGUGUCAUUAUUGGCCCUCUUAAUCAGGGAGUGAGAACUAGGAAACAACUUGCUCAAGAAAUUAGCCAUGUGUGUUAUGUUUCCAAGGAAGAGCCUAGAAAUGUAAAAGAAGCCUUGCACCAUGGUGAAUGGUUUCUUGCAAUGCAGGAAGAAUUAAAUCAAUUUGUGAGAAAUGAUGUUUGGUACCUUGUUCCAAGACCAGUCCACACAAAUGUCAUAGGCACUAAGUGGAUUUUCAAGAAUAAAACCGAUGAACAAGGUAAUGUGGUGAGAAAUAAGGCUAGAUUGGUUGCUCAAGGAUACACUCAAAUGGAAGGCAUUGACUUUGAUGAAACUUUUGCCCCUGUUGCACGUUUAGAAUCAGUUAGAUUGCUUCUUGCCAUUGCUUGUCAUUUGAAAUUUAAACUUUAUCAAAUGGAUGUCAAAACUGCCUUCUUGAAUGGUGUCCUAAAUGAAGAGGUCUAUGUUGAGCAGCCAAAGGGUUUUGAAGAUCCACAUCAUCCAAAUGAUGUGUUUCGGUUAAAAAAGGCUCUCUAUGGUUUGAAACAAGCUCCUAGAGCAUGGUAUGAGAGGUUAUCCUCUCAUCUUCUAGGAAAUGGGUAUGUUCGAGGGUCCGUUGAUAAAACAUUGUUUGUGAAAAGGUUUAAAAAGGAUGUCUUGAUUGCUCAAGUGUAUGUUGAUGAUAUUGUGGUUGGUUCUACCUCUGAUUUGCAUGUUCAAGAUUUUAUUCAUGUCAUGACUAGUGAAUUUGAAAUGAGUCUUGUCGGUGAGCUUAAUUAUUUCUUAGGUCUCCAAAUUAAACAGAGCCAUGAUGGGAUCUUUGUAUCCCAAUCUAAAUAUGCAAAAAAUCUUGUGACAAAAUUUGGGUUGGAAGGAGCCAAAUCUGCAAGAACUCCAAUGAGCACUAGUGCUAAGAUUCAUAGAGACUUGCAUGGCAAAAGUGUGGAUCAAACUCUCUAUAGAAGCAUGAUAGGAAGUCUUCUCUACUUGACUGCUAGUAGACCUGACAUUUCUUUUAGUGUUGGUGUAUGUGCUCGGUUUCAAAGUGACCCAAAAGAGUCUCACUUGUUUGCUGUUAAGAGAAUUAUAAAAUAUGUGAGUGGGACUAGUGAGUUUGGGUUGUGGUAUACCUAUGACACUUGUGUCAAUCUUGUUGGGUAUAGUGAUGCCGAUUGGGCAGGCAACAAUCUUGUUGCUUGGCAUAGCAAAAAACAGAAUUCUGUCUCCUUAUCCACUGCUGAAGCAGAGUAUGUUGCCGCUGGGAGUUGUUGUACUCAACUCCUUUGGAUGCGACAAAUGUUGGAAGACUAUGGUCUUGCUCAAUCAUGUUUUCUAAUCUAUUGUGACAACAUGAGUGCCAUAGAUAUUUCAAAAAAUCCUGUUCAACACUCUAGGACUAAGCAUAUCGACAUUCGGCCCCAUUUUAUUAGAGAUCUUGUGGAAGACAAAAUUUUAUCUUUGGAAUUUGUUCCCUCUGAAAAACAGCUAGCAGAUAUACUCACCAAGGCCUUGGACUUUCAGAAACAUGGUACACUGAGGCAAUCCAUUGGCCUUUGUUCCAUUGAUUGA